AUGCCCAAGAGGAAGGUCAAGGGGUCAGCGAAGGAGGAGCUCAAGAGGAGAUCAGGGAGGUUGUCAGCUAAACCUGCUCCUGCAAAAGUGGAAACCAAGCCAAAAAAGAAGGCAGGAAAGCACAAAUCUGCAGACAAAAAGGUGCAAACGAAAGGGAAGAGGGGAGCAAAGGGAAAGCAGGCCAAAGUGGCUAACGAGGAACCUAAGGAAGAUCUAAGAGUGGAAAAUGGAGAAAGUAAAAACGAGGAGAGUCCAGCCUCGGAUGAAGCAGGAGAAAAAGAAGCCAAGUCUGAGUAA
Phyllostomus hastatus (greater spear-nosed bat) is the source of this 297-nucleotide messenger RNA. RefSeq names its product non-histone chromosomal protein HMG-14-like. Gene Ontology annotation, biological process: chromatin organization. Gene Ontology annotation, cellular component: nucleus; chromatin. The transcript has a single exon. Gene Ontology annotation, molecular function: nucleosomal DNA binding. NCBI's taxonomy places the organism in Eukaryota, Metazoa, Chordata, Mammalia, Chiroptera, Phyllostomidae. The record is from RefSeq and is a predicted model, not a curated record. Bases 1 to 297 code for a protein of 98 amino acids.